ACAUCUCUUUCCUCGGAGUGUAAAAUCUCAAUGACACGCCUGUUCUACCAUGCUGUGGCAUCAGCAAUGGCGCUUGUUGCCUCGCUGUCGUCGCUCACAACUGCUCAAUAUUCCAAUAGCAGCAGCACGGACGGAGUGACUGCAGGUAUCGAAGAAGAGAACUUCGGCGUGGGGUGCGGUGCCGCCAUUGAGUACCCAAAGUCCACUGACGACUCCACUGCGCAACCACGGUUUGCAUAUUUGGUCACGAACCCGUUGGCGAAUUUCAUCGCGGUGCACUUCAAGCAGUUCAAUUUACCCAAGAGCGACUAUGUCCAAGUGCGUGCAGCGGACCCUGCAGCUCUGGACACUCGCGUGUUGCAAUACCGUGGCAACGAUUCCACGGGCGCUUUCUUCGCUGAUGCGCUGUCGACGUCCUCUGUGAUCGUCGAGCUCUUCACUGAUGCAACCAGCUCGGAGGCCAAUUCAUCCGGAUGCGUCGGAUUUGCGGUGGAUAGCUACCAGUAUCUGGGUCAGGGCUCCACGCUGAAUGGAUCUAAGGAAGAGGUGUGUGGUGCCGACAACAGUCGAGAAGCUCGCUGCUACUCCGGUUACUCUAGAAUGUACCAAGCGUCCAACGCUGUGGUUCGCCUGUUGAUUAAGAAGUCGACGGGCUCUUUCUUCUGUACGGGUUGGCUCAUUGGUAGUGAAGGACACCUUCUGACCAAUCACCACUGCAUUUCGACUCAAGCCCACGCCAGUAACACCGAGUUUGAGUUCAUGGCGCAAGGUUCAAGCUGCAGUGUCAACUGCGCUUAUGCCCGCGCCUGUGUUGGAACCAUUCGAGCUUCGUACUCAACGCUAAUCUACGCCGACGCAGGACUUGACUAUGCUCUCGUCAAGCUGCCUAUCAACUUGUCAGGUCAGUACGGCUACUUGCGCCUUCGUUCCAGCGGAGCUAUCAUGAAUGAACGUGUGUAUGUGCCUCAACACCCGGCUGGUUGGGGCAAGCGUAUCGCGAUGAAGUCUGACAGUGGCUAUGGAACUGUAACGUCCUUGACGAUGGGAGGCUGCGCGAAUAACCAGGUUGCGUACUACCUGGACACCCAGGGCGGUUCAUCAGGAUCCCCCGUCCUUGCUUGGUCGGACAAUUCGGUGGUCGCUCUGCACCACUGCGGUGGGUGCCCGAACACGGCCAUCAACAGCUACAAGCUGAUUAACGACAUGAAGUGGCGCGGUAUCCUCCCUGACAACGCGUGCACGUAA
Messenger RNA from Phytophthora infestans T30-4, 1245 nucleotides. RefSeq lists its product as uncharacterized. The record is from RefSeq and is a predicted model, not a curated record. The transcript has a single exon. NCBI's taxonomy places the organism in Eukaryota, Oomycota, Peronosporomycetes, Peronosporales, Peronosporaceae. The coding region runs from base 67 to 1245 and encodes 392 amino acids.